This is a messenger RNA of Cicer arietinum (chickpea), 762 nucleotides long. Its product is annotated as bet1-like protein At4g14600. NCBI's taxonomy places the organism in Eukaryota, Viridiplantae, Streptophyta, Magnoliopsida, Fabales, Fabaceae. The record is from RefSeq and is a predicted model, not a curated record.
UAGAAGCAAUUCGGUUGGGUAUAGUCGAAAUCAAACCAAUUUGAUUCCCCUGUUUUCUAUCUAUUUGCUCGAGAGAAGAGAAUCAACCCUAAAAUUAAAUUCAAAUUAAAUCAAACGAUUUUCUACAAUUUCAAUGUCUUCGAAUUCACUCAGAGGUGGAUCCUUUUACGGCGAUGCUGCCCCUUACAGAUCAAGAGAUGGACUUAGCACAAGAACCCCCGUUGCUGCUUCCGAUGAAAUUCAAUUGCGUAUUGACCCCGUAAAUGAUUUCGACGAUGAAAUCACGGGUCUUCGUGGUCAAGUUAGAAGAUUGAGAAAUGUUGCUGAAGAGAUAGGUACAGAAGUCAAGUCUCAGAAAGAUUUUCUCGAACAGCUGCAAAUGACAAUGAUGAAGGCUCAAGCCGGGGUAAAGAAUAAUUUAAGAAGAUUGAACAAGAGCAUCGUGAGAAAUGGUUCAAACCAUAUUGUUCAUGUGGUUGUUUUUGCAUUAGUUUGUUUCUUUAUCGUGUAUCUUUGGUCAAAGAUGUCAAGAAAGUGAGGCUUCACACGGGUCUACUUCUCCAGCGUUGUAGUUGAAAAUAUUUCACCCAAGUCCUUUAAAGGACUCACAGCGAUGCCUUAUUAUGUUGUAUAGAAAAGCUUUGUAAUUUACUUACUGUGUGAACACUUCUUGGUCGAAACUGGUGAUUGUGUGAAGAAAAUAUAUAAUUUGGUAUUUAGUGUUAAAUACUCUCUGUCUCUAAUUACAGCAUCCCUUUGACA